Messenger RNA from Manihot esculenta (cassava), 2474 nucleotides. Its product is annotated as F-box/LRR-repeat protein 14. Gene Ontology annotation, cellular component: SCF ubiquitin ligase complex. Gene Ontology annotation, biological process: SCF-dependent proteasomal ubiquitin-dependent protein catabolic process. The transcript has 16 exons. Lineage: Eukaryota; Viridiplantae; Streptophyta; Magnoliopsida; Malpighiales; Euphorbiaceae. The coding region runs from base 295 to 2028 and encodes 577 amino acids. The record is from RefSeq and is a predicted model, not a curated record. Gene Ontology annotation, molecular function: protein binding.
GGUCUGGACACUGGUUCGGUCACUGCCACGUUCCCGUUUCUAUUCUUUUACUCCGGCUUACACUAGGGUCCCGUCUUUCCUCCACUCGUCCACAGUCAUCUCUCUCUCCCCCGCUCCUCUGUGUGUGUUAACUAUCGAUGAUUAAGAGAAUUUCUUAGAGAAUGGGUUCCGGUUAUCGAUCAUGAUCAGCAGGUUGAAGUAGAGUUUAAAGUUCUACUUUUUGUAUUUGAGUGAUUAGGGUAGUGCUCAACUGCAGUUUUUAUGACGUAUAAUUGAUCACAAGAUAUUUCCUCGAUGGGGGGAGCUUGUUCUAGGAAGAGAGUUCAAUUGGACAAUGAAGAUAAUUUCCCUAGUGGGAGUUCUAGAAGAUACAGCAAAAGUGCAAGCUCAAAGUGGUUGGCAACUUCAUUUUCUAGACCUGCUUGUGAACAGCGAGGGAAUCAGAGAUGUCCAUCCCUCCUGGAAUUAUGUAUCCAAAACAUACGUGAGGACAUAGAUAGAUACAGUACCUUUUCUAUGCUUCCAAGGGACAUUAGUCAGCAGAUCUUCAAUGAAUUAGUAUAUUCUCAACGCUUGACUGAUAUUUCUUUUGAAUCCUUUCGAGAUUGUGCUCUCCAGGAUCUUCACUUGGGAGAGUGCCCUGGGGUUAAUGAUAGUUGGAUGGAUGUUAUCUCUUCACAAGGGAUAUCCUUGCUUUCUGUGGAUCUUUCUGGUUCAGAUGUCACUGAUUCUGGACUGAUUGAUCUAGAGGACUGCACAAACCUUCAAUCCUUAAAUUUUAAUUAUUGUGACCAGAUUUCAGACCUUGGACUUGAUCAGAUCAGUGGCUUCUCAAACUUGACAAGUUUGAGUUUUAGAAGAAACAAUUCAAUUACAGAACAAGGUAUGAGUGCUUUAGGUAGCUUAGUUAACUUGGUGAAACUGGAUUUGGAGAGGUGUCCUGGCAUUGGCGGUGGACUUGUUCAUCUCAAAGGGUUGACAAAGCUGGAGUCUCUUAACAUCAAAUGGUGUAACUGCAUAACAGAUGCAGAUAUGAAGCAUCUUUCUGGGUUGACAAACUUGAAAGAACUACAAAUUUCCUGCAGCAAGGUUACAGAUGUGGGUAUUUCUUAUUUGAAAGGUUUAUGUAAGCUUAAUCUAUUAAACUUGGAAGGCUGCCCAGUCACAGCUGCGUGCUUGGAGACUCUCUCAGCUCUUUCUUCUCUGUUGUAUUUGAAUCUUAACAGAUGCCAUCUUUCUGAUGAUGGAUGUGAGGGGUUUUCCAAGCUUGGAAAACUAAAGGUGCUAAACUUGGGCUUCAAUGACAUCACAGAUGCAUGUUUAGUGCACCUGAAAGGUUUGACAAAUUUGGAGAGCUUGAACUUGGAUUCUUGCAGGAUUGAUGAUGAGGGUCUGGCUAAUAUAACAGGCCUUCAAUGUUUGAAAUGCUUAGUGUUGUCAGAUACAGAAGUUGGGAGCAGCGGGCUUCGCCACCUAUCUGGUUUGACCAAUUUGGAGAGUAUAAAUCUGUCAUUCACUAUGAUUACUGAUGGUGGUCUAAGAAAAUUGUCCGGAUUGUCUUCUCUUAAAUCACUUAAUCUUGAUGCUCGCCAAAUUACUGACAAUGGAAUUGCAGCCCUAUCAUGUUUGACAGGCUUGACCCAUCUGGACCUCUUUGGAGCUCGUAUUACAGAUACUGGAACAAACUAUUUGCGAAAUUUCAAAAGUCUGCAGUCUUUGGAAAUAUGUGGUGGUGGAUUAACUGAUGCUGGCAUAAGGAACAUCAAAGACCUUUCAUCCCUGCUUCUGCUUAACUUGUCCCAGAACUGCAAUCUAACAGAUAAAUCACUGGAAUUGAUUUCUGGGUUGACAGGAUUGGUCUCUUUAAACGUAUCAAAUUCGCGAAUAACCCGUGCAGGGUUGCAGCAUUUGAAGCCACUGAAAACUUUGAAGUCAUUGACGUUGGAGUCGUGCAAGGUGACAGCUAAUGAUAUUAAGAAGCUUCAAUCGACCGACCUCCCUCAACUGGUGAGCUACCGGCCCGAGUAGUUGAGAAGGCAAAAUGGAAAAUUCUGUAAAUAGGUUCCGUGGGAAGGAUGAAUAUGCUGAUGUUCUAAAUAAAAACAUCAAAGGUACAGAGACAGAUGAACCAAAUAAGAAGAGGAGGUUGAGAUGCUUGCAGUAGGUGUGAAGCUUUCUUUCAUAUUGUUUGGUAUGAAAGAAACUGUAGAUAUGCUUCCUUGGCAGGUCUUUUGGGCAAUGGCUAAUUAGGAUUUUAAAAAUGCGGAAUUAUGUGUAGUCUUGGAUGAAGUUGUGCUUAUCUGCAGAGGUUUUUGAACCAAUUCCCUUCGAAGUUUAAUAUUUGAAACUGCUCUUAUGUUGAUCCUCUCUGUGAUAAUGUGAUUACAAAGUGGUAUGUGAUGUGAAUCUUCGCUCAUUCUUUUGAUGUUGAAUAAAAUCCCUGGAGAGAGAUGCAUUAUACAUGCAAUUUUUCA